Messenger RNA from Erythranthe guttata (spotted monkey flower), 1385 nucleotides. Its product is annotated as bidirectional sugar transporter SWEET7. Gene Ontology annotation, biological process: carbohydrate transport. Gene Ontology annotation, cellular component: membrane. NCBI's taxonomy places the organism in Eukaryota, Viridiplantae, Streptophyta, Magnoliopsida, Lamiales, Phrymaceae. The record is from RefSeq and is a predicted model, not a curated record. Gene Ontology annotation, molecular function: sugar transmembrane transporter activity.
CAGUUUAAUUACAAAAUGAUGCACUGACUAAAUCCUGUUAAAUAAUUUCUAUAGGAUUUUCAAUACCUUGACUCAAGUAAAAAAAUUUAAUUAAAUUAGUCAAAUACACAAUUGAUGUUGUUAUGAAUUUCCUUAACCAAAUACAUAUAUAGACGACGCAGGUAAAAUCCCAAAAAGGAAAAAAAAAGAAUAUAUUUCUUUAAAUUGCUUUCAUCCUCGCCUAUAUAUACAGCAUAUCAUCUGUAUAUAUCUUUCACAAACGCCUUCUUCUCAUCGUUUCAGUUCAUUCCUUUGCAGAGUGCGUUUGUAAACAAAUAUAUAAAGAAAUAAUGUUCUCAAGAGAAGUUGCUCGCACUGUAGUUGGUAUUAUAGGGAACAUCAUUUCAUUCGUAUUGUUUUUGUCCCCUCUGCCAACAUUUUACGGAAUAUGGAAGAAAAAAGCAGUGGAGCAGUACUCACCAGUACCGUACCUAGCCACAUUUGUGAACUGUGGGCUAUGGGUACUAUAUGGACUGCCUAUGGUACACCCUCACAGCACACUUGUGGUUACCAUUAAUGGGACAGGUUUUGUGAUUGAGAUUAUUUAUCUAUCAAUAUUUCUGAUAUUCUCCGAUUACAAGAAAAGGGUUAAGAUAGUGGUGGUUGUGGUGGCGGAGUGCAUUUUCUUGGCCGUUUUGGCCCUUCUUGUUUUAACUUUGGUCCACGAUACCAAAAUUCGCUCCACCAUCGUCGGUAGCAUUUGCAUUGCCGGUAAUGUUAUCAUGUACGCAUCUCCACUUUCAGUCAUGAAACUGGUGAUAAAGACAAGAAGCGUAGAGUAUAUGCCAUUUUAUCUUUCCGUUUUCUCAUUUCUCAAUGGCGUUUGCUGGACUUCUUAUGCUCUUAUCCGUUUCGACCCUUUCGUUGCGGCACCAAACGGGAUAGGAUCAUUAUUUGGGUUGGCCCAAUUAUUACUGUAUGCCACAUUUUAUAGAUCCACAAAGAAAAUGAUGGCCGAAAGAAAAGCCCAAGGAGAGGUUGGACUCUCAGUAAAACCAGCACCCCACACUAAUAUUCAAGAUGGAGUUUAGUAACUCGGCAAUUUCAAUCUUAAUCUUUCUGUCUUUGUUUUAAAAAAAAAAAAAAUUGUGUACCAAACAUGAAAUGUUUCAUAGUUUGCGAGUGUAUUCAUAUUAUGAAUAUAGUUAGGUAAUAAAGUAUGAUAAUUAGAUCAUCUAUGAUCUAUUGGUUUAUCACUAUAACAUCGAGAUAUUAUAUGAUCUAUUGUUGUAUCACCGUAACAUCGACAUAUUUCACACUUAAAUUGACAAGUAUAAUCUAUAUGUUUAAUACUUUUUGAGUAUGAUGUAGGUUUGACCUAUGCGUUCGCAAAUCUAAUGCAUUUG